Molecule: messenger RNA, 6947 nt
Organism: Pocillopora meandrina
Lineage: Eukaryota; Metazoa; Cnidaria; Anthozoa; Scleractinia; Pocilloporidae
Source: the annotation of a GenBank genome assembly
AUGCGUUUGUUUAACGACUUCACCAAUCAGUAUCAGAAGAUAACAAAACCUUUCAAGGGCCAACUUGGUGAAGAAGAAGUUAAGAAAGGAACAGCAGCCAUCUUUAAGGUAGCAGUCGCAUUCGAGAAAUUGGUUCUCAACUACAGCAGGUACCACCUGAAUAGGACGAAACUGUUAAAGAAGAUGACUGACAGUAGAAUGGGUGAGUCAAAUGUCGUCAUUUCAGAUUUGUGAAACUUUGUUGAUUAAAUAAAUAAUGACCAACAAAAGACCACUAGGCUGUCUAAAAUAAUGAAUAAGGGGGUAAGUUUCUAAAGAAACUGUGGUGCUGCGUUGUUGGGAGAGCAUAACAGGGUAAUUAAGUAUUAUUUACUGAACUGGUAACGCAAACUGGCCUCCGUAAAGAAUUGGCGUUUCGAGUUUUAGCCCUUCGUCAUAGCGAUUGACGAAGGGCUAACUAAAAUAAUGGCUAACCUGUAGCCUGGCUUGAAGAAAUAAGCUAUGCGCGUUACUUCUCAAAGGACGCUCGGAAAUAAUUUCACGCGCUUCAAAUCCUUAAGUCUCCUUUCUUUUGUAUUGAUAUAAAUAGAUGCAGAUAGAAAUUUGUAAAUCCUUUUUUUUUUCUAUUUGGAUGUGAAAAAAAAUUCCGACAUUUUUAUGACGUCUUUAGAAUAUUACAUUUCACCUUUGUCAAAUAAAACUGAAUCGCUUUAAGACAAUAGUGUGGCGUUACCACCAGCACCUUUGCUUGGAAACCUGGCACAUCAACUCCGUCCACGCUCCUUUAAAUCGUGAUGACGGCGGCUUACUUCAUUACGCUUAUUUAUACCUUGUCAGAAAAAAAAGGGAAGCUAAUUAGUAUAAAAGGACUUCUUGUUGCAGCGUUUAGAUCACCCCUGACGAAGGCAUUAGGCAGCAGUGGUCGAAACGUUGGGUCUCUGAAUUGAAACUUCUCGGUUACAUUAAUGAAAUCUUUAAACCAUGGCAGCAUGAAACCAUGUCUGAGUGUGGCUCAUUUUUUAGACUUCGCAUGUAUAUUCAAAUAUGCUAUAAAAUUCUAAAACGGCAGUUACUUUGUUACGGUGUAAUUCAUUCAACAGAAGUAAUACUACACUCCUACAAACCCAACUACUUUAUCAACCAACGUGUAAUACUUAUUACUAAGAAGUUAAGCGACCCUAUCUUACCUUAACCUUUUACAGAUUAUAACUUUGAUGCCACUGACAAAAAAAUAGAUGUUUCCUCCAAACCCUCCUGAAAUGUGUCAUCUUUAAACUAAAUCAUAGUAGCUCUCUCUCAGUAUAGUUUUCCAGACAGACAAUCACGACCGGAAACAACAGCUACUUCUCUUAGAUGACUAGAUAUAAAUCUACAACGUAUUGUAGAACUUUUCAGAGGCUUACAGUUCAAUUAUUCUGGUAGAAUUAAAUCAUGAUUACAUAUAACCUAAUAGAAAGUUCUGGAACGUUCCAUGCUAAGUCAUCAGAAGGCUGGAGCAUCCAUGUCACAAUAACAAGCCAUUCUAGAAAUCUCCAGAAUCUACUUUUUACAGUAAUUGUUUAUUACAUUUCCGUCUUAUCUUUUCCUUUCUCCGACAGUUGUACGUAUGAAGAUUGGCUACCAGAAUGAUCCGAAUAACUUCCUUCUCGAGGAAGAAGAAUGGCAAACCAGCAUUAACAUUUCCUCUGCAAACUUUGCCAAGAAUGGUAGACACCAUUUAAUCUCAAAAUUGUGCAAUGCCAUUUUGCUACCGAUUAAUGCUUCAUUUCUGUAGUGCUUCUACGAAGUCUUCCACAUUCUGACUUAAAAGUGCGUUUGGUUGAAUAUCUGAAAAAAGGCUAAUAAACACGUAAAAUGUGUCGCUAUAUUUAUGUUUUAGGUCUCAAGAAGUAAAAAAAUUAACCAAAAAAAGGCAGCUUGAUUGAAAUAUUCUAGUAAAGUCUGGGAUGAAAAUCUGAGGAAGAAUAAUAAAUGUUGUAAUGAUGCAGUAUCCAAUAUAUAGUAACAGUUGGCUAGGUAAAAUACUUGUGUUGGGAGGUCAAAUAAAUAGGUUUGAUCUUAAGACUCUAUGUAUGUUUCGGUGUUCGAAAAGCGUAUUGAAUUGUAUUUUUGAAUAGCCCCAUUUAUUUUAUAGCUGGCGGCUGUUGUGGGCUAUAUGAAGCGAAUCAUGUGUUCUGGUUUUUCUUUUCUUUUCUUUUGGAACAAUGUUGUAGAAAAAUAAGAUUACCUUUAAGGCUAAGGCUUUGUUUUGAAUAAGUAUGGGGUUACGCCAAAGCCUCUCCGCGGUUUGUAUGUCUUUUUUGUUUAUUUGUUUGCUCAGGGUCCGUGGUUGUAGGAUGUUUGUACAAAGAUCUCCAUGAAUUGCUGCUGGCUAAGCAGUCCAUUGGGAAUGAAACUCACAAUUCAAGGUGACCUUAAUACGUAAUAUAUUAGAGAAUUGGUUCAUGCUUAAUGUGAGUGCGUUGAGUUGCAUGCUAUGCUAAGCCAUAAAAAACACAGGCUUAACCAAACCACGCUUAACCUUGAUGCCAGCCAUCUUAUAAGAAAUUAUUAAGCAGUGCCAUUUCCAGUUUCCUGCGACGUUUGACUAUCACAAUUUUAAUAGCUAAAUGUGGCGAAGUCCUCAGUCAAUAAUUUGUACAACAUCUAAAGACAAUUUGCAAAUGUUUUGGCUAUUUGUCAACCUCUAAAUCGCAUAUGGGGCUAAAACAUUCUUUUUUUACCGUUAAUUCCUAGAGGACUGACCUUCUUGUUGUGUUGAGUCAAUUCAAACGAAAUGAAAUUUAUUCCUAGGCCGUUGAGGAAAAAAAGCAUUGCAUGUUUUGGAGUGGCUUCAGCAAGAGGUAAAAACAUAUAAUAUCACAUUAACUAAUUUGUUUUGAAAUAAAUUUAUUCUUUAACGUUUAAAAUAACGUUAUCAUCAUCAAUUUAUUAUCAGUUUGUCUGUCGCUUCCAGAGAACUUUCCAUAUGAGUUUAAUGUUUAUUAUUCUCUUCCUGUAAAUGAUGGGAUGAGAGGGCAUCUUGAGAGUCAAAAUAUAUUUCAUAAAUUAAACUAGACCUGCCUCCAGAAUGAACCUUUCGACACUCUGCUUGUUUCAAACCAAAUUGCUUAUCUCACAUUCUUUUUUUUUUCUUUUUUUUUUUCAUUUGUCAUAUUCAUUUACUUUUUCAGUCCAGACGGGUACUCAGAGGAUGGUUGUCAUGUAGAUACAGCGAAGAGUAACUCAGAAGAAACAGUUUGUAGAUGCAAUCAUUUGACUUACUUUGCUGUCUUAGUUGAUUUUGACAGUGGUCGUACAAAGGUAAUUUUUUUUAAUCAUCUAUAUAAAUUUUUAACGUACUUCCACCGUUGGGUCCACUGAUCAAUUUUUUUGUUUCCAAUUUCUGAUACAGCUCUCCAAGAAGGACGGAACGAUCCUGGAGACUAUCACGUACGUAGGGUUAAGUCUUUCCAUCAUCGGGAUGCUUUUGACAAUCGUCUUUCAUUCUUUCUUCAGGUAUGUACUGUUGCCAAACAAUCACUUAUGACUUUGAACCUGAUUUCAUAAAGUUGGCCAGGGUGUGCAAAACUAGAUUUCAAAAAUCACUUUUGGCAAUUGCCAUUUGAAAGACCAUGGCGCUUAUUGGAUUAGGCAAUCAAUGACCGAAAUCCAUGCAGUAUGGGACGAGUAGCACUCGCUAUCAUACACCAUCUGGUUAAUCUGCUCUCGAACCGCCUUAAAAAAUAAAAUGUAAAAAGCAGUAGUGUUCCUUCCAAUUUCCUUGCAACUAGAUAUACUAUGCAUGCUGAAUAUUUCUUGUAUUUAUUCAUAUAUUCAAAGUUCAUUCGUUUUCUCCUAUAGACUUUCAGUUACGUUCGCCUUUGAUAACUAUCACUGCUUUAUUUUAUCUUUGUAUAUAUAUAUUUACUUCAUCAGAGAUGUUCGUCAACCUCUAUCACAAAUACGUUUAAGUCUUUCUGCGUCCCUCGGAGCUGGACAAAUAAUAUUUCUUGCCGGGAUAAACACCACAGAAAACAUGGUACGUUGCAUAUCAUGCAUGGAAGAAAUUGUUAUUUAACACUUCAGAUUUUUCACAGCCAGUAGCAUGUUGUUUCUUUCUCUCUUGUAGGCUGCUUGUAUCACAGCAGCAGCUCUUAUGCAGUAUUUUCUGAUGGCCGCUUUCUGUUGGAUGCUGGUCGAAGGAAUUUAUCUCUAUCUGUUUGUUGUAAAGGUUUACAACAUCAACACUAAGAUGCACAUGUACCACGUCAUAUCAUGGGGUAUUUAUAACUAUUUAUUGCCAUAUUUGGUAUAUUAUUCCCCGACAUACACUUCAUUCUUCGUUUUCUCUAUUUGUAGGUCUUCCUGUCGUCAUGGUAGCCAUUUCAUUGAGCAUUGCUGCUGGAAAAGAAGGGAUGAAAAGCUUUACCAAUGAUAAAUAGUAAGAAAAAACAUUUGAUGUUUUCUUGUUUCCACUAUAUUUCAGUUAUGGUGGUGAUUUUUCUUUCUUUUUUUUUUUCCUUGUCUCAAGUUGCUGGUUGUCUUCAACUAAUAAGCCGAUCUGGAUUUUCGUGACAUUCGUGGCGUUUAUCGAAUUAGUAAGUUUAUGACUAAUUGAUGUCAUAUGAUUAUUUUUAUUCAUAUUUUCGAAUUGAAUAUCAUGUUUCUCUCUAUCGAAGACAAUUGUCUGUGUUUUUUUUCCAAAUCAUAAUCAUUGUUAUUAUUUUUUAAAAUGUUUAUUCAGUUUAACAUUUUGAUAUUUGUGCGAGUCAUAAAGGAGAUAACUACACUCGUAGAACCAUUAGCGGAAGACAACUAUGCUCAGCAAAUAAGGUAUGACUUGAAAUUAAAUUUAAAAAAAAACAUUAUUUUUGAUAAGGCAUGGACUUGUUUUAGCAAUGUGAGUUUAAAUAAUUGCGAUGUUAUUUCUCCAAACUUAAAUGGCUUUUCUCAUGGAGUUUUCCAGUUCUUCCCAAGGAAUCAUUAAACGUCGAGGGGAAACAAAAUCCACUGAAUCCUUCGAGGCCCGUCGCAUUACAUUUAGUAGAAUUACCUUGUUCUAUGAUACUCGCUUAACUCUCUGAUUAAUCUGAAUCAGUGGGUGGUCUUACAGUGAUAAAAUUUGGGGGGAAAAAAGGAAAAAAACUAACUCUCAUGCCGCGUUGCAAUUGUUCUCAUCCUUUAGAAUUGGCGUUAAAGCGGGCGUGGUGAUGAUUCCCCUGCUGGGCGUUUCGUGGUUGUUUGGUUUUCACUUACAUUUUUACCAUCCUCAACUCUACGCAGGUUAGCUUAAACUCGUGAUUCGUGAUAUUGAAAUAAUCACGCUAGAAAAAGGAAAAUCUCGUUGUUGGUAUGCUUGUAGACAUUUUAGUUGUAACGAGAUCAAUUUGGUCUUAGAGGAAACUAUACUAUAAUUGAUUACUUUGUAUAUUCAUAACAAAAAAGUUCUUACCACUUUCUAUGUCACUCUUACAAUUGUCAGAGGUUUUAAUACUAACACCACAUUCAUACCAAAGCCCAAACUUACUUAACCUUUUUUGUCUUUCUGUUUCCUUGUUUCUUUUUUAUUCGGUUUUAUCAUAGAAGCGGCUUAAGGUAAUUUUUGUGCGCGUCCAGUUUAGCACGUUGAAAAUACAAGUUAGUGAUCACCUGGAAAUCAUAAAAAAUACAUUUUCAGCUCGCUGUUGCUGAUUUCCAAUUAGUUUAACCUGGUCCAACUAAUGAACUUUUUUUCUGGUUUAAAUGGGAUAAAAAUUCAGCUUAAUUCAUUCAAGAAACCCAACAUGACCCUUAACCCUUCAUACAUUACAAAAGAAAAUCAAAGUGCUCUGUGAGCAAACUCGUGAAUUGACACAUGAUUUUUUAGAUUAUGUUUAAUGUUAUCUGGUUUAGGGAUUUUGUGGUUGAUUGUCAUAUCUAGAGUACGAGCAGUAGUUCAGUGUUCGCUAAUGUCACUUUGGAUCUCCGCCUGGGUAGAUUUAAGUCACGUGCUAGGCAACGUACAAUCAAUAACAAGAUAGAAUUUCAUUUCAGGCCUAUUUAUCAAUUUUGUGGUGUGUAACUUUCGCAUUUUAGUACGUUGUAUGUAUGUUGAAUCUUCAAAUUGUCUUGAAACUUAAAAGAAAAUUGUUCUUUAAAAAUUCACUGAAAAUCGGUAGCUAAAAUUGUUUGUUUAGGUGUUAUUUGAUUUUCGUGUUAACUUGUUAUUUCGUCAGUCGCCGGCAUCUUUUGUUGCUUCACACAGGAAAAACACACGCAACGAAACGUAAUGAUCAAUUUUGUCCUCAAUCUCACGUUAUAACAGAAAAAGCUUUUGAACAUCUGUAAACUCCGAGCGCUUAGCAGUAAGUGAUAUUUUCAAUCAGUGAAUCAUCGGAUUGUUUUCAAGUUCAAGGAUUGUAAAUUACAAUUUUAUGAAAAACGAAGGUUGUUCUGUUGUUUCAAUGUGAAUCCUUGCAUCCUCGCUUGUUGAAACUAAAACGCAAAAAAAAACUCUUUUAAGAUUAUCAUUGGCUUCUUUUUCACCCCACCACUAUUCUUAGCAACAAAGGUCGCCAUUUCGUCUGUUUAUUGCUCGCCAAAAACUAUAAAAUGCACUCAAAAGCCUAAAAUCUAAAAAAAGUUUACAGGAAUCGACCAAUCGAGCGAGCGAGCGAGCGAGCGAGCGAAUUCCAUUCCCCACAUCGUAUCUAUAACUCGCUCUUGCGCAUGCGCGCAAUUCACGAGUUAAAAAUGAUUCUCAACCCUUUUUUUUUUGUUUGUUUUAGGGCUUCCUGAUUUUCGUGCUGCAUUGUGUGCGAAACACCCAGGUGAGAUGAACUUUGAAAAACAAUUUUUUAUCUUUUUUUUGAAUUUUUAUGAAUUUUUUAAUUAUGUAGAGUGAAAAUUUUUCCGCUUUUCCACCUUCAGAUUCAAGAGCGAUUCAAACGAAAGCUGAACACUGUUUUUCCAUCUGUAUAUACUAA